Jatropha curcas is the source of this 2763-nucleotide messenger RNA. RefSeq names its product Ankyrin repeat family protein. Gene Ontology annotation, molecular function: protein binding. The record is from RefSeq and is a predicted model, not a curated record. NCBI's taxonomy places the organism in Eukaryota, Viridiplantae, Streptophyta, Magnoliopsida, Malpighiales, Euphorbiaceae.
UCAAAUUUUUCCCAAUAAUUUUUUCUUUUAAAAAAUGCGAAAUAGUAUAAAAUUAUAGACCCUCUCCUUCCCUGUUAUUCUGGAACUUGCGUGUCUGUAACCCGAGAAGCUCCAAGACCCUUAAGCCCUACUACCAAAAAAUUGACGAUUGAGAUGGAGAUUGAUACCGCUAAGCAACCACAACACCAAAUUAAAGACAAAGACCUCUUCAAGGCCGCCGAGUCAGGUGAUGCUUCCACAUUCAAAGCUCUUUCACCGAAACAUCUCUCCAACGCGCUCUCUCUACUAAACGACGACGGCCGCUCCCUCCUUCACGUCGCCGCUUCUUCCGGUCACCCCGAGGUGGUGAAAAUACUAUCUGAUGCGGAUGAAUCGAAAAGGGUAGUGAACAACAAGGAUGAGGAAGGUUGGGCUCCUCUUCACUCUGCAGCCAGCAUUGGGAAUCUGGAAAUUGUGGAGAUUCUUUUAAAUAGAGGAGCUGAUAUUAAUUUGAAAAAUGACGGGGGUCGUACUGCUCUUCAUUAUGCUGCAAGCAAGGGACAGUUGAAGAUUGCUGAACUCCUCAUAUCACAUGGUGCAAAGAUUAAUCUGAAGGACAAGGUUGGUUGUACCCCAUUGCAUCGGGCAGCUAGCACUGGGAACUCCGAAUUAUGUGAACUUCUAAUUGAGGAAGGAGCGGAUGUUGAUGCUACUGAUAAAGCUGGUGAAACUCCUCUCAUGAAUGCAGUAAUUUGCCAUAACAAAGAGGUCGCUUUCCUUCUUAUAAGACAUGGGGCAGAUGUAGAUGUGGAAGACAAGGAAGGUUACACUGUGCUCGGUCGGGCAUCUGAUGACUUUAGGCCAAUGCUGAUUGAUGCUGCCAAGGCUAUGCUUGAAGGAUGAAAUCUUAACUUUUACAAAGUUAGACGGUAAUUUAUUUGAGUUCUGUACAAGUACUUGUGUUGAAGAUGGCGGUGGCUUACGACUAGAGACGACAGAUGGGUUUGGGUUCCUGAAAAGUUUUUUCUAUUUAAAUAUUUCCAUGGUCGUUGACUGUUCUUAUUGUUUUUAAUUUGUUUAUUGGUCCCAUAAAGGUAUUUCCGUUUCUCCGUAACAGAAAAAAUAUUACUUUAAACAUCCGUCAGAAACUACAGAAUAAUAAGAACGAUAAAAAUGAACUAAUAAAUUUUGUAAAGCUUCAGGGACUUGAAAAUAAUUUUCUCAAAUUUUUUAUUGAUCCUUAUUUUGAAAAUUUUUUCUAUUAAAACUUGUUGUACGGGCCCCCUUUAUCUAAAAAUUUUAGUGGAGCUGAGAAGUAUGAUAGUAAUUCAUUUUACAAAUAUUUUGUAUUUCUUAGUUGGAAAAAAUGGGUUUUUUUAUGUUUGUUUUUCAACUUAUCCAUUAUCUGAUAUCUCAUCCAUCUUUCGGUCCAGUUGUAGACUAUCAGUCAUCAUGUAGCUCUGCUCGCCAACUCUGGUGUUGGCCAUCUUACACCUUUCCUUCGACUCCCUAUCUCUCUUAUUCACCAUCACUGUCAUGUUACUCUUAUAAUCUGCCACCCAAUCCUCACAAUCGCAGAGUCUGAACUUAUCUCCCGUUUCUUCUCAGCUUUUCCUCAAGUUCAAAACAAACAACUUCAUCUUCCUCCUCCUGAUCCUAAUCACUCCACCUCCAACGAAACUUUUUCUUUCCAUUGGGAAGCUGCUUGUCAAUCAGUUCUUCAUCUUCUCCCCUCACUCCUGUCCUCAUUGUCUCCAUCUCCCUCUCUUCUUCUCUCCGACAUGACUUUAAUUUCCUCCGCUGUUCCAGUUACUCAAAACUUGAAUCUCCCUCUUCACGUUCUCUUCACUUAUAGUGCAAAAAUGUUCUCUCUUUGCAUACUAUCCCAUAGCUACUGCUACUGCUACUGUUGACUUUUCACAAACAGGUGGUAUUAUUGAAAUUCCAGGUGCUUUAUCAAUGCCGAAAUCAGUCAUUCCUUCUUUACUUCUAGCCCCAGAUAGCAUCUUUGCUUCAAUUUUCAUGGAAGGUGCACAGAACAUUACAAAAUCGAGUGGAAUUUUAAUAACACAUUUGAAAUAUUAGAAUUAGACACACUAAGUGCACUUAAGAGUGGGAAAGUAGUAACUGGGUUGCCUCCAGUUUUUACUAUAGGACUUGCACCAUGCGAUUUCUAAGUGGAAUUGAGAGUUCGCUAAUAAUCAAAUGGCUUGAUGAUCAAUUACAAGAAUCAGUUGUGUAUGUCAAUUUUGGUAGCAAAGCAGUAAUGUCAAGGGUGCAAGUAACAGAAAUAGGGAAUGGAUUAAUAGCAAGUGGGUAGUGAAGGAUAAAGAAGUUGAUAAAGAAGAUGUAGAGAGUUUGAGUAAAGUAGUUGGAAAUGAUUGAAUGGAGAAGCUUAAGAAGAAAGGAUAAGUAGUUAAAGAAUGGGUCAAACAAGGGGAGAUUCUUGGGCAUAAAGCAAUAGGUGGGUUUUUGAGCCAUUGUGGGUGGAGGCAGCAUGGCAUGGGGUGAGGCUUCUGGCAUGGUUAUCAAGUGGAGAUCAGAAGGUGAAUACAGAGGUGGUGGAGAAGAGUGGAUUGGGGUUAGGGACAAGAAGUUGGGGAUGGAUUGGUGAAAGGAGAGGAGAUUGCAGAGAGAAUAAAGAAAUGAUGGGAAAUGAAGAUUUGAAAUUGAAAGCUUUAGAAAUUAGGGAAGAGGCAAGGAAAGCUGUUGAUGAUGGUGGUAAUUCUAAGAAUGCUGUAAUUGAAGUUAUUGAGAAAUGGAAGAAUAUGUAGCUUUAAUUAA